This is a messenger RNA of Funneliformis mosseae, 834 nucleotides long. NCBI's taxonomy places the organism in Eukaryota, Fungi, Glomeromycota, Glomeromycetes, Glomerales, Glomeraceae. The record is from the annotation of a GenBank genome assembly.
AUGGCAACAUACGAAAGAAUCGAAAUAGAAUUAGAGAAGGCAAGAGGAGAUUAUGAGAAGGCGGAGAAGAAUUUGCAGACGUUUGAAGAAGGAGAAGACGAUGGGAAAUGGCUAAAGGAGUUGAGGAAUAAGGUGAGAAGAAGCAACAUUAGUGAAGAGGAGAAGAGGCAGCUGGUAAGACUGGAGGAAGAAAAAGAAAAGUUGGAAACGACAAAGAUGAAGUGGGAUGACCAGGUGAUAAAACUGCAAGCUAAGUUAGUUGAAUUCAAUAAUGAAAAAGAACAGGAUAAGGACCGACGCUCAGUAAAUCUGAAUAAAUUUUGGAAAAAUUUAAAGGAUGCGAAGAUUACUGUACCCGGAAAUUUUCUCCAGCUCCCCGGGAACACACAUUUUUUAGGAGAACCAUUAGAACCAACCACCAUAUACAUCCGUAGGUGCUAUCGAGACCUAGCCGAUAUUGCUUUUAAUAGGGAAAUACAAAGAUUGCGUAUCACCGGAAAUCCCGGUAUUGGAAAAACAUUGUUCGGCUAUUAUUUGCUUUAUCUACUUGCAAUAGAAAAGAAAACGAUUAUAUACGACAACAAUGCUACGGAUGAUUGGAUUGUUUUUGACAAAGAAGAAGUCUUUUAUAUUGACGACAAAUCCGUUAUUAAACAAUACCAAAGUAACCCCGAAGUUUGGUAUAUCGUGGAUGGCAAAGAACCAAAGAGAGUUAAUGCAAAAACAAUUCUUGUCUGUUCGCCCAGGAAAGAUCAUUAUAGAAACUUUGAUAAGUAUAUUGGGACGACGAUACGGUAUAUGCCUGUUUGGACAUGGGAAGAAAUCAAUAUAUGA